CGCUUGCUUAGACUACUUCUGCCGAGGUCUGCAGUGCCCUGCCAAGAUAUCAGGGGCACUCAGGGAAGAUAUCAUCAGCCUGAUUAAGUUCUGGCAGCUGAUGCACUCGGAUAAGAAGUAUUUGAAGAGCAGCGAUAUUCAGCGCUUGCUUAGACACUUCUGCCGAGGUCUGCAGUGCCCUGCCAAGAUAUCAGGAGCCUUGAGAGAGGACAUCAUCAGCUUAAUCAAGUUCUGGCAGCUGAUGCACUCGGAUAAGAAGUAUUUGAAGAGCAGCGAUAUUGGCGGUGAAUUCGAAUUGAUGGGACCAAGCAGUCAGCAAAGCAUUUACACGUCAAAUUCCCCAACUGACAACCGGUCGUCUGUGAAUAGCAGUGACAUUGGUAGCAGGCAGAAUACAGGAUGGAUAAAUACGGUUCCCAUGUCCACCACGACGCUAAGCAGUGGCGCUGGCAGCAUAGCGGGCAAGCGUUCCAACCGCAGCGUGAAACCGCCCGCUAAGUCGCAGGACACAUUCGUCAAAGACUACGUUCGGAAGAGGAAUCUUAUACUGGAGCUUAUGGCUGUUGAAAUCGAGUUCCUAGUAACAUGGCACAACCCCCACGGUCGGCCAGAGCAAGCGGUGCCGGGUGAAGACAAUAUAGCGACGUGGCGCUCCAAGCCCAACACAGAUCGCACUUGGAAGGACUACGCGAAACUGGCGUGGGAUAUCAGUCCCACGCUGGCCGUGUUUUUGCCUGAGAGACUGAAAGCCGAAAGCAUCACAGCCGAGAUCAGACGGAAGGUGCUAGCGCAUCCCAUAGCAGUGUGUCACGUGCCCCAAGCGCUGAAGUACCUGGUCACCACCGACACGCUGUUGGGAGACGCGCAUGAGUUCCGCGCCAAGCCCUACGGCAUGACACGCCCAAUAGAAGCGCUGUCAUACUUCAGCCGACAGUACCCGCCACACCCACUAUCGGCGCAGGCGGCGGUCAUGACUCUGACUUCCUACCUUUCUUCUGCCGUGCUACUGUAUAUCCCGCAGCUGGUGCAAGCGCUACGGCAUGACACGAUGGGUUAUGUCGCGGAGCUGAUCAAGUCUCUGGCGAAGAAGUCCCAAGUGGUGGCCCACCAGCUCAUCUGGAACAUGCACACCAACAUGUACACUGACGAGGAGAUGCAUAAUAAAGACACUGCGCUAUUCGACGUGCUAGAAGCUCUCACAAAGAGCAUAGUGGACACGCUAUCAGGGCCAGCCAAGGCGUUCUAUGAGCGAGAGUUCGAUUUCUUCGGCCAGAUCACCAACAUUAGUGGCAUCAUCAGACCUUUCCCGAAGGGAGCUGAGAGGAAGAGGGCGUGCUUGGAAGCGUUGAAAAACAUUAAGGUUCAACCAGGCUGCUACUUACCCUCUAAUCCGGACUCUAUGGUAUUGGACAUAGACUACAAAAGCGGUACUCCUAUGCAAAGUGCUGCGAAAGCUCCAUAUCUGGCUAGAUUCAGGGUGCGGAAGUAUGGCAUAGAAGAGAUGGAAUCUGUCGCCAUGGCGAUUGCUUCAGGGGAAGACCCACCAGUCGAGGAAGGCAAGGACCGAUACACGUCCAUAGUGUCGGAGGCGUGGCAAGCGGCCAUCUUUAAAGUGGGCGAUGACGUCAGGCAAGACAUGUUGGCGCUGCAAGUGAUAUCGCUGUUCAAGAACAUAUUCCAACAAGUCGGGUUGGAUCUGUACUUGUUCCCGUAUAAAGUUGUGGCUACGGCACCAGGGUGCGGUGUGAUAGAGUGCGUGCCGAACGCCAAAUCCCGAGACCAGCUGGGAAGACAGACUGACAUCGGCAUGUAUGAGUACUUCAUCAAGAAGUAUGGCGACGAGACUACUAGAGAAUUCCAGGCUGCCAGGAGGUGUUUCGUGACAUCCAUGGCGGCGUACAGCGUGAUCGGAUUCCUGCUUCAGAUCAAGGACCGGCAUAACGGGAACAUCAUGCUGGACACAGAUGGACAUAUCAUUCAUAUAG
Ostrinia furnacalis (Asian corn borer) is the source of this 1985-nucleotide messenger RNA. RefSeq names its product phosphatidylinositol 4-kinase alpha-like. The transcript has 15 exons. The annotation marks the transcript as partial. Gene Ontology annotation, cellular component: cytoplasm; plasma membrane. Gene Ontology annotation, molecular function: 1-phosphatidylinositol 4-kinase activity. The record is from RefSeq and is a predicted model, not a curated record. NCBI's taxonomy places the organism in Eukaryota, Metazoa, Arthropoda, Insecta, Lepidoptera, Crambidae. Gene Ontology annotation, biological process: phosphatidylinositol-mediated signaling; phosphatidylinositol phosphate biosynthetic process.